AAAACGUUUGCGUUUGCGUCACCGAACGUUUGAAUUUGUUUUGCUGUUAAAUUUGAGCUGAACUAGAAUUAACAAAAAUAAGCCUUAAAAGCUGUAUUGAGAAGCCUGGGUUGUUUUAAUAUAUUGUAUUUAAGUAAUUGGUACUCAAAACUGUUAAUCGAUAACCAUGGACCCCAACGAUAUAGACUUAGAAUCUAAAUGCGAGAAUCUGAUGAACAUAGUCGUAGAAUCAAGAAAAAGGUUUGGCAGAACGUGCGUAGACUACUUCCAAAAAUGUUUGUUGGUGGAGAACAAACUAUUGAAUUUACAAGUCGAAACGAUUUCCAACUGUCGUUUAAAACCUAAAAAUGCUGUUCCAAGUGUAGACGAUGAUAAUUCUAAGGAUUUGGAAGAUUUAUUCGUUGAAAUUGCUGAGAAACAAAAGCGUAUUGAGAACUUGAGGAAAAAAUUGAAGAAUACGCAUGAAGUUGUGUUGCAACUAGAAGCCGAUGCGGUUGGAAGGAAACUGCGCGUACCUCUUACUGCUGAAAGGAUGCUUGCACAAGCGAAAGCUAAGAAAAUAUAGCCCUAUAAGUGUAUAAGAAGUAAUUUCCGGUCCUUUCUUAUUUAAAAAUGAAAAAGUAGCUGUGUCUGUCUCUUGCAGGCUUUCAAGCUAUAACUAUUGAACCGAUUUAAAUGAAAUUUUGUAAAUAGGUAGUAUAGAAACUCGGAAAGGCCAUGAGCUACACUUAAUCCAGUUGUAGGAAGCGGUUCCCUGCUCGAUGAAACUUGGGAACCUCUAAUUUAGAGUAUGAUUUUAUUAAUAAACAGGUACAGGCAUGGUCAAUGAAUGAGGAUGAGUCAGGAAGGUAUUGCAACAUAACUGAAAAAGGAGAUGACUAAAGAAAUAAAUGGACUGUGUAAGUCGAUAUGGCUAGAAGGAAUGUUACUUAUGAUGUGACGGCAGAUAGAGUAUGGAAAAAGACACUGUGCCAAUCACAAAUUUUAAUAAGAAAUUGGGAUAAGGGCAGAACGAUGAUGAUGAUUUAAUCCUAGCAUCACAUCCAGUCCUUUUAAAACCACAUUUCAAAUGGACAUUGACUAAAAGUGAAUUAAACUGUAUGUAUUGUGAAGAGUUUUGUCUCUAGGAGCCUAGCCAACAGGUUUUUUUUGUAAUAUAAUAUUUAAAAAUGUAAGAAAGCAGCCGAGCCACCAUGAAAGUUUGCAAUAUCCACUGAUCCACUGAUAUUGAAUGCAUUGGUAGGCUUUAUUAUA
Messenger RNA from Helicoverpa armigera (cotton bollworm), 1254 nucleotides. RefSeq lists its product as uncharacterized. The transcript is spliced from 2 exons. NCBI's taxonomy places the organism in Eukaryota, Metazoa, Arthropoda, Insecta, Lepidoptera, Noctuidae. The record is from RefSeq and is a predicted model, not a curated record. The coding region runs from base 167 to 565 and encodes 132 amino acids.